AUGGGGGGCAGCUGGAGGAGGCGACGGUAGCAGACCACCAUAAGAUAGAGGAAGUGGCGAGAAUAGGGAAGAGAAAGGAGGAGAUAGGGUGGAGGGAAGGAGAUCUGCCCGGAAUAUUCCUUUUUUUUUUCUGAGUUCGGGUGAGGAUUCCGGUCACAUCGGAGCUGAAGGGGACCUGGAUCUGGAGCCUUUUGGGCGGGAAAGAACAGCGGCCGGAGGGCGGAGAUAACUGGCCGGGUGGAGCACAGGAGGAUGGGGAUGACCUGGUGACCUGAUUGGAUGACAACGACGGAUGGAGAGGCAUCGUGAAGCGAGGAAAGGUACCAUGGCGGCGGCGGCGACAAACGGAAGUGGCGGAGGGUCGUCAAGGAAGAGGCAGAGGAACAGCAGCAGCAGCAGCUUCAGAGACUCGCCGGAAGAGGAUGGGAGGAUGGAGAUUAGUGAGACAUCUACGAGGCUGCGGGAUCGAGGGACCAAGAAAGAUCGAGAUCGGGACAGAUCCAGCCGGAGCAGGAGGAGAAGAGGGGAGAGGUUGCUUCAUGGAAGCAAUAGAGAUGAAGGCGACGAGAGCUCUGAGGAGAGUAUGGAUCAGGAUGACGAGAAUGAAGAUGAAGAAGACGUGUCGGUUCCCGCGCGGUUGCCGCCGUCUUCUCCUCCUAUGCCAAUUUCUGCGGCGGCUUCCUCGCCGCAAGAAAACCACCAGCACCAACAGCUGCCCCGGAAGAGCUUUCUGCCAAAGGCGGUGAAGUGGAAGGCAGACGAGAUGAUUGGCGUUCCGGUACCAAGAAAAGCUCGUUCAGCAUCUACGAAAAGGGCGCAUGAACCUCCAGUUACAGGAGGAGGUGGAGCUGGCGCUGGCGCUGGCGGCGGUGAGCAUAUCACUCGCCAGGCUUCCGGAUCGCCUUCGAGGCUAAGUCCUGCUCCCACCGCCCAACUUUCUCCAUCUUCUUCCAACGGUUCCCUUCGAAAAAAGAUGAAGCCGACGAACGAAGCGAAACACUGGCCAAAGUUCUCCAAAUCGGCAUCUUUGUGCCAAGAUGAAAUCGAGAUUGAGAUCGCGGAGGUUUUGUUUGGAAUGACAAGGCAAUUCGACACUCUUGCAAAGCAAGAUGGCCACAAAAUGGAUUCUAGGGAUAUAGAUGGUGGAUCAGGCACUGAAGCUAAAUCGAGAGUUUCAUCACCUAGUUCCCUGUCUCCGUCUCCGGCAGCAUAUGCAUCUGCACUUCCUUCGUCCAUUUCAUGUUUUAAUUCAGCCUCGUUGCCCACGAUUGCUCCAAAGCAAAAAAGACCAAGACCCGUGAAGUUUGGCGAAGAAAGCCCCACGAGUCCAGUGGUUUUACAUAAUAUCUCAAGUUUAUCUGCACCUGCUCCCAAAGUGGGAUAUGAGAAUCCGGAAGGUUUAUCGCCAAGAUCAGGAAGCAACAGUGCAACUCCUACUGUGAAAACUGGAGGUGCGCCUGUUGAUAUUUCGGUCUCUCAGGAUGGGCUCUUCGACGGGCAACAGCAGGAAUCGGCAAAGGCUGAGAAGAGCAAGAUUCAAGAUCUGCUUCCCUCGACAGGAGGGUCCAUUAAAGGAGAUAGGGUGGAAAAUAGGGAAGAACUCGUUCUGUCACCAAGAGUAGACGUGGACGUCAGCCUGUGUGAAACUACCGCUAAAAAGAUCCCGCCCCAGAGAAUCAAGGAGGAAAAAUUUAAGUUCGAUCUCAUGGUUCUUCCUGGAAAGCUAUCUCCAGAGGGGAAUGACUUUAAUGUCCUUGACUCGGACCAUAAGCUACAGGGCCUGGAUAUUGAGAUGGCACCUGAAUUGAGCAAGGAUAAGGCAGAGGAAAAGCCUGCAGUGGUUGCAGUGAUGAAAGUUGAGCAUCAGAUUGAGAAGUCAGCCGAGAAAGAUACUAGUUUGAAGAAGCAAGCAGUCAUCAGGCAAAUCCCGGAGCUUCAACUUGAUCUGGAGAAGCCUAAGAAAGAGGAUGUUGGAUCUAAGCAGAAAGCUAAAGAUCCUAAAGCAGAGCCUAAACCGGGGAAAUCUGGAUCAGCAUCCUUGCUCCAUAUGCCAUUGACAGUUGGACCUUGGCCAGGGGCGAUUCCUCCUUACGGAUACAUGGGUCAAGUUCCACCUUUGCAGAUCGCGGCUCCGAUAAAUGGAACUGCAGAUUCAUCCUGUUCCCUGCAGCCACCUGCAUUUCUACAAUCUCAUCCUCGUCCGAACCGCUGUGCUACACAUUGCUUUAUAGCAAAGAUGAUAUCCAACUACCAGAAAUUUGCAAGGAUGAAUUGUUUCUGGACUGCUGGAGCUGGAGCUACACCAUUCUAUGCGGCUAAGCCUUAUAAUCAUAAUGUGGUUCUAUCUUUGGACAGUUCUCUUUCUGGAAAUCAAAUGCAGGGAGGUUUCCUUAGCACGAAUGCAGGCACAUUGCAAGACACUAAAGGGGCACCAGUAGUAGUUUCAUCAUACACACGUAAAAAUGCAUCACAGGAGAAGAUCUUACAAGCCAAUAAUACAAUCUCCGAAACUGCCCAGAGAAAGCAGCUUAUUCUCCAACAAAUGCCUCAGUCUGGAUCUGCAAGUAAUAUUCCACAUGGUCCUGCAUUCAUAUUCCCCAUAAACCAACCACAGCUACUACAGCCUGCUGCUGUGGCAGCUGGUGCUGGUAGAGCUGGGUCAGCAAAAUCAACUACUAGCUCUGGUGCAGAGGUGCGGACAUCUGUUGCUAUCAGUUCGUCUGUGGGUAGCAAUGGAGCUGGUGGAUCAGCAACUCCGAUGAACCUGAAUUUUGCAAAUAUGCCUACAAAUGAUGCUCAGUACGUGGCUUUUCUGCAAAACAAUGGAUAUCCAUUUCCUAUUCCUUCCCAAUAUACAGGGGCUCCAUUUAGAGGAAAUAAUAAUGCUCAACCAAUGCCCUUUUUUUACCCUUCUCACUUGCUUCACUCACAACUACGGCUACAUCAACAGCAACAAGCAGAAUCAUCGCCUCAUGUUCAACAAAGCAACCAGAAUCCAAGCACUUUGAGCGUGUCCACACAGAAGCAUUCACAGCAAAGCACUAAUGGGUUCCCAGCUACUACUCAGAUGCAAGAUCUCCUGCCCCAGCAAGCUCGUCCUAAAGAGUGCAUCAAGGGUGUGGAUGCAAAUCUCCACCUUGCAGAUGCUUCUGUUCAAAUGGGCAAUGCUGGGAGUCAUGGGAAUAAUCAGCCGAUCUAUCAGCAGGCACAACAGAAGCAGAACAUGAAGGUAGAAUUGUUACCUCAAGCUUUUACAGUACCGUUUGCAUCGGGUGGCGUUGUAAAUGCACCACCAGAUCUUGACUUCUCCAUGGCAGAAAAUCAUGCCAUUUUGCAAAGCCUUCCUGAAACUUUUAGGCAUGGUUACUACCAGAUGGCAGCAGCUGUUGCAGCUCAAGCUACUGAGCACAAGAAGAUCAACCAUGUAUCUGAAGAUGGGAAGUCUCUAGCUAUGGAGUUGAGGAAUACAAAUAUAAAUGAAGCGGAUGGAAAGACUGUAGUGGCUAGCAAGGGUAUUCAGCAAUCCUCUCUUUCAGUUGAUGUGUCUUCCCAACCACAUAAGCCCAUUCAACCUCCAGCAAGUAGAUUGUCUGACCAUUCUGCAGGCAUCAUGCCAGCUAGUACUUCUCUCACAGCUACAACCAUUGCUGGUAAUUCCCAUCAACAGCAACAUCUAAUUCAUCUUCCAAAGCACCAGCAGCAACAUCUGCAGAUGCAGCACCAUCUUGCAUCCUCUCGCUCGAAGCCCUCAAACUCAGGCAACAAUGUUGGGGUCCACCAUGAUAGUCUGCCUGCAGGUUCUACAAUUUCUAAGAACCCACAUGCUCUAACUGGGUUUCCUCAAGCUCUUAUACAAGGUGGCAAUCCGAUCCAUUGGCCUCAGGGCAAGUCGUCUGCUGGAAGAGGUGUAGAUCCUGGUGGAGCAGCACCUGCUCCCGUGGUUAAGAACAACUUCCUCCAACUGCAAGGCAGAGCAUCCCAACAGUCUCUUCCCUCCCAAGGCCACCAAACUCAGAUAUCCUUUGGCAUUAAUGGAAAUAAGCAGGGAGGUCAACACCUUUCUGGGGCUUGUGGCAGUCCAUCGUCAUCUUCUGCCACAGUGGCUGUUGGAUCCCCCUCGAAUUCAAUCUCAAAGAGCGCUGGUGGCAGCCCUAGAGCAUCUGCACACUUAAAACCUAGUCCUCAAGCUUCUGCAAUUUUGCUUAGUCAACAAACAAAUGUAAAGCAAUCAACAUCAAGCCCUAGCUCAAAGUCAAACACGAGUAACCCAAACAUGGUAUCCAUUCUAGGGCAUCAUGCUCAGAAACUUCCUGCCCCCAGCUCGACCACUAAACAGCAACAGCCUCAGCAACCAAAACAACAAUCUUCUGAGGCUCAGCUCUUCUUUUCUAAUCCUAAUUUGCAGCAAGUUCAAUGUGCUCAAUCCAAUGCUUCUGCAGCUCAAUAUUAUCAGAAGAGGCCAUAUGAACAAUCAAGACAAACUCAACAACAGCAGCAACACAACUCAGGUCCAUCUGCUUCCGGUAUGCUUUCCCUUUGUGCCACAUCAGCACUUACAUUGGCUGGUGUUCCGACCGCAUCGGAUCCAACAAAAGCCACCAUGGCAGUGAACUCUCUUGCUGCAGCUAAAAAUUUGAAGGGUUUGCCACCAAAUAGCUUUCUUAAUGCUGCUCAGCUAGCUGUAGCAGCUCAGUCUGCCUCAGCCUCUCCUCUAUCUCCAAUUUCUGCUACGUUCUCAUAUAUGUCUCUGCCACCAUUUUCCGUGAAGCCCACAGCUGAGCAGAAGCCUACAGCUGGUAAAUCAACUGACAAUUUGCAUAGCUGCUGGCAACCUGAGAAGAGGUAAUACUGUGCAAAAACAAAGUAUGUUGGAAGGAUGAAUGAUGAUGCUCGGGCACAUUGAUUGCAUCUGAGCUUCUUGCUGCUUCUGGAAUGGAACAAUAAGAAUAAGAAUCAACAUUCCCUUCUAUCCAAAUCUAUGCACUGGAGAGAAAAUUUCAAGGGGAUAAAAAUUGGAGAAGCAAGCUGAACCGGAGUUGAUUCAUAGCCUUCAGCAUUUUGACAAGUGGGUUAGGGAAGCAACCCAACAGUUUAGGGAAGGCAAUAACUGUACAAAAGAUAUUAUGAUUUUGUAUGAUGUGGUCAAAUGCUAACCACUAGAAUCAACUGUUUCUUUUGUUUAAUCUUAACUCAUUAACAGAACUGAGAUAAUUAAAUCAAUAUCAUCCCUUUGCUUGUA
Messenger RNA from Zingiber officinale, 5239 nucleotides. RefSeq names its product protein TIME FOR COFFEE-like. Lineage: Eukaryota; Viridiplantae; Streptophyta; Magnoliopsida; Zingiberales; Zingiberaceae. The transcript has 14 exons. Gene Ontology annotation, biological process: regulation of circadian rhythm. Bases 293 to 4846 code for a protein of 1517 amino acids. Gene Ontology annotation, cellular component: nucleus. The record is from RefSeq and is a predicted model, not a curated record.